Molecule: messenger RNA, 4569 nt
Organism: Bacidia gigantensis
Lineage: Eukaryota; Fungi; Ascomycota; Lecanoromycetes; Lecanorales; Ramalinaceae
Exons: 7
Coding region: 1-4569 (1522 amino acids)
Biological process (GO): signal transduction
Source: RefSeq, a predicted model, not a curated record
AUGUCGGCCCCAGAACAGACUGGACCGGAGAGUGCUAUCGAUCGGGAGCAAAGGAAAGGUCUUGAGAAGAUACGAGCCUUCUUGAAAGUGAGAACGAGUUAUGAUGUUCUACCUUUGAGCUUUCGUUUGAUCGUGUUCGACACAAGUCUUUUAGUCAAGAAGAGCCUGUCCAUUCUCAUCCAGAACGGUAUGUUUCCCAGCCAUGUCUUUAGGCAUGUGCAGUAUGAAGCUAAGAAGACAGGCAUUGUAUCAGCACCCCUAUGGGACUCAAAAACCUCGACCUUCGCGGGUCUUUUGACAACGUCAGACUAUCUCAAUCUGAUCCAGUACUACUGGCAAAAUCCCGAGGCUGUGAGCAGGAUCGAUCAAUUCAAGCUAAGUAGCUUGCGAGAAAUAGAGAAGGCCAUUGGUGUGCAGCCACUGGAAACAGUCUCGAUCCACCCACGGCGACCUCUAUAUGAGGCAUGUCGUUGGAUGCUAGAAUCAAGGGCACGCCGAAUACCGUUGAUCGACAUUGAUGACGAGACCAGACGAGCGAUGGUCGUGAGCGUUGUGACACAGUAUCGCAUCCUUAAAUUUGUAGCUGUCAAUGUCUCGGAGAUCACAAUGCUCCGCAAGCCUCUAAGAUAUCUGAAGCUUGGGACCUACAAGGAUUUGCAGACCGCCCGGAUGGAAACGCCAGUGUUCGAGGUCAUUCAUAAACUUGUCAACUACUCUAUUUCAAGUAUACCAAUCUUGAACACUGAUGGUGUGGUCACAAACGUCUUCGAGGCUGUUGAUGUUAUCACUUUGAUCAAAGGUGGCAUGUAUGAUGAGCUUAAUCUGAGUGUGGGUGAAGCGCUGCAAAAGCGCCCCGACGAUUUCCAAGGCAUCUACACCUGUUCGAUUGACGAUAGUCUUGAUACAAUUUUUGACACAAUUCGUAAGUCACGAGUUCAUCGAUUGACCGUUGUGGACGAAGAGAAUCGUCUUGCGGGACUCUUAAGCUUGAGUGAUAUAUUAGAGUAUAUUCUCCUAGAAGGCGAGGCUGAGGAUGAUAAAAAGGAGAAACGCUCGUCGUUGGAUAACCUAGUCAUACCUGGCAGAACACGGCUGCCGUCGCACAAAGCAGAAUCAUUCGAUAUUCAACUCACCCAUAACCUCCUCAAGUCGAGUAUGGCGCAGUUGCCAGAACCUUCAGCAAAGUCUGAAGCAAAGUCGACGCAGGGGCAUCACCCACCCAUGAAUAUAGAAAUAGGCCAAGAAUUGCGCCGGAGCAAUGAUGAAAUGCUCUCGGAUAGGCUAGAUGGUCAUGCCUUUGAAGAGCUGGUAAUACCGCACCGCCGUACAAGAAGCCCCAGACUGGGCUCAAACAAUCCCUACCGUCCGCGACCACCAGCAGUGCCGCUGGAGGCGCAGACUUAUGAUGGUGCUGGAGACAAAAUUUACGACUCGCGCGUGACAAGUACUUCCUGGAGUACCGUCAGCAGGGUCAGCCAUCGCGUAUUCUCGGACUCGUCUGCUGCGCAUUGGAAAUCUGCCAGCGCAAAAUUCAAUAUCGAAUUCAACAAGCCCAAUGAAGACAGCUCCUCGAUCCAGAGUACCUCAAAAGACCACAAACAUGGCUGGUUCGCUCGCAAGCUUUUCCCGCGUCCGUCCCUCACACAUACGUAUAAGGCAAAGACGACGUAUAAGCCCGUUUCACGCAAGAUGAGUUUUAGUAGGGCACCUUCCUUCAGCGACGAUGGCCGCAAAAACAUCCUAGAGGGCAAAACCCUUGAGGAAAUCUGUCGACUCGGCGGGCUAAGCGUCUUGACUUUGCCUCCUAAAUAUAGUGUCGGGAGCUUGAAUUUGCCCACCUGUCUUUCUGUUGCUGGAAAAUUUCUAUUGGAGCAUGGUGUCAAUGCUCCAGGUUUGUUUAGAAUACCUGGCCAGUCCGCUGUCGUAAACGCUUUGUACGACUACUACGCAAAUCAAUUUGGGAACGCUGGAAGUCCCACCAAGGUACAGGCUACUGUGCAACCCGGUCAACUGCCAUUGCAUGUGGAUUCUACGCUUGCGGACGUAGCAUCGUUUUUCAAGAAAGUUGUCAAGGGCUUACCUGGCGGCCUUCUCGGAUCACUUGAGCUAUUUGAGGCGAUUCAAGGCAUCUUUCUCAAUCUCCAACGAGUCCCUUCUCUCACAGACCAACAGAUGACUAUGCUGAGAGCGAAACUUAUCGCUUUAGCCAUACUCUCAGUACCCUCAUCUCCUCGGACGAACUUAAUUCAGGCGCUCUUAGGGCUAGUCGCUCACUUUGGUGAUGAGGCCAAAGCAGCUCGCAAUCCCGCCUCGAAAAUCCUAGACGGGACAAGAGAUGACGGUUCUCGCCCAGAGCUGAUGGAUCACCAAUCGCUGGGCGUGUGCCUAGGCCCUUUGCUUGUUGGCGACCAAUUUGACCAUGCUGACCGGUUAGAGGCAGAUAAUGAACGGAAUUCUCGUUCAAGAGCUGAAUUUGACAGUAAAACCAGCAAGAAAAAGCGCUCCGCCGCCGAUAAUAAGCUUGAGACAAGUGAAAACCUUGCGAAGCAGGUGAACCGCGCUAAUCUGGCAGCGAACGUCAUGCAGCUUCUCCUAAUAGUCUGGUCCGAGGUCGUCAAGCAGCUCCGGAUUCUGGUCAAACGCAGAAAUGUGAUUGGGCUUCAUAAUAAUUCUCAACGUGACCGCACCGCUAUUCCUAGGGGCAGCAAGUACUCUAUCCAGGUUACGGAUGAGGAAUUACUCUUCUUGGAUAUUUUAAGAGGUCGCAAGCUCUCCGAAGAUUACCCUUUCGAUGUUCUUGUGAAACGAAAAGUCAAGGCUAAGACCAGAUCGUCAAUACCUGGCAUUAACGCCAAGUCUUCUUGCAAUUUUCGUCCAGGAAUAUCCCUGCUUACGAACAAGAAUGACGACUCACUACUUGAAAGUCAGGACAUUCGCAAGGAAGAAUUGGCCACGAAGUCCACAAACAAUCUUUCUUCUUUGUCUACUUCAAAUCAGGAUCUCCGUCCCCUAGACCAGGCUGAACAAGCGACAUGGACGCCUGUGAUUGAGAGGAGUCACUAUUGUGCAAGCAGUGAUGAUGACAUGGCAAUGGGGCAAUUUCUUCCUCCCAAGAAGUCACUACCCCGUUCUACAAAGUCGGCAUCGAGCAGUCUGCGUCGAUCCGCCACUCGAACACCAGCAUCUCGAGACGCAAGUCUGCAAGGAUUUCACAGAUCGACGGCCUCGACUCCUGCAGCGGGGAGGAGUAUGGUAGUCUUGGCUUUUCGGAGCAGCCCAAACUCGACUCACCGCCAUGCACGUACUCUCGAAAAGCCCCUGCCUCCUAUGAAAAUAGGUCUGCCUCCACCACCGGUAGAGCCAUCUUCGAAACGCCGACCAUCUCUCCCAUCACGAAAGUCCCAGUUGGAAGUCGAUGAGAAAGGAUCGCAACCAACAGUCGAAGGUGCAUCGCACAACUCAGAGGGUGAUCAGCCAUUUGAAGCCAACAACCGCCCAGAAAACUCUUCUGCCGACGUCAGACAACCGCCAAUCGAUGGAGUAAAUUGUGCUGACCCGUCUAUACACGUGCCUAGCCAGAGAAGGGACCCAUCAGAUCCCAAAGUGACUCCUCACCACCCACCAUCAAGUAGCACUACUCUUUUAGUUGCGCAGUCUUCGUCUUCUGAAGACCCUUUCUUCUCAAUUUCUAGCAAUAGCACCCCCCAACCGAAAGAAUCACUGAUACCAAAACCAAAGACCAAUCUUGGACGCGUUCGUGAUAGCUCAAGCCGGUCGCCUUCUCCUCCGAAACGGAAAUCUGUAUACAACAUCAUCGACAACAAUGCAACUAGCUCGGAUAACGUAGUUGGCGAGUCACCCGUUUGUACAUCCUUGCCAUAUGAUGAGAAUGGUAAGCACAGCAGUGAUAAAGGAAGCACUCCCCGCAGAGCGCUCCUCGGCUAUUCAACAGGCUCUCCAAAGCCAUUUGACAAAAUGCAAAUUGCUCGCUAUGUUCAUAGGCCUACUCGAUCAUCAGAUUACGCUCCACCUGCAGCUCCUGAAACCAUUCUCACUAGUGUCCGCAGCAACUCCAACAAUGCUACACUUUACGCAGAGAUUACCCGGCUCAAAAAGCAGAACGAACAGAGAGAGGAAACAAACAACGCUUUGCGCCGGAGCUUGGAUGCUGCACGGGCGACUAAGGAAGAAGGACCACCGCCAGAGGGAAGUGGAAAUCCUAAAGUGAGUUACGAAGCCAACAAGCGAGGUAGCUGGAACAAGGGCACCCUAAGCGAGAAGAUCAGGGAUGCGCAACAGGAACGCGACCAUUGGAAGCAGAUCGCUGAACGAGGGAGGAGAAACGAAGACUAUUGGAAGCGAAAAGCCGAGACGCAGGAGAGAAAAUUGAGGGGGCUCAGACGGGUGGGCGAAGAGAUGGGACGACGGAUGGACAAGAUAUCAACUCCGCAGAGCGCAGAGGAGAGGAAUGGCAAGAGUUGGAUUGUUGAAGAGGGGGAGGGUUCGUGGAUACAGAUAAGCAAUGGUGAAAGGAAGUCUGGUGAAGACGGUGCUAUAAAGGAAGGUUAG